Molecule: messenger RNA, 279 nt
Organism: Cylicostephanus goldi
Lineage: Eukaryota; Metazoa; Nematoda; Chromadorea; Rhabditida; Strongylidae
Source: the annotation of a GenBank genome assembly
AUGGCCAAGGUGUUCGCUUUGUUUCACUGCCAGGUGAGAGAACUUGGCUUGGUUAAGGGCAAGAUGUAUGAGCUCGGGAUAGGACACACGUCCAUUCUACAAUGGGGUCAGUACUUUAGAGACGUGUGCUAUCGCCGAGACAUACGUGACGAAGAGAAAAUACAACUGAGGCCGGUGCUUACGGACAUCGGUGGUGGUUUGGUGGGUACGAAAGAAGAAGUGGCUGGUGGUUCCUCGUUCCCGUUCGAAGACGGGAUUGCUGAUCUUAUUACGAAGUAG